CAUUACACUCUCUCUUCCUUCACACUUCCUGCCACAGUGGUGGCUAGAGAAGUACAGACCUGAGUAUAAUGGAGACCUCUAGCCUCUAAUCAUGGGCACUAAAGGGGAUUGCAGACUUGAAGGGAUUGAACCAACUACCUGCAAGUCAUGGGCAUUCAAUGUUUUAAGGAUGGCCAUGUUCGCCAAAGCAUAAUGGAAGAUGUUGAUGAAACCACACUGUUGAAACAAAUGGAGUGGGAGAAAAUACCUCCUCCUCCAAAGCCAAAGAAGCCUGGACAGGUGAAAAACAGUGUAAUGAAUGAUGAUGAAGAAAACAUAUUGAUGAAACAGAAACUGAAGAAGGAAAGGAAUAAGAUACAAGAACCUCUUCUUCCACCCCAAACAAAGCAUCCAGAGUGGUUCUGCAUCCCCAGUAAAACUGUGCCUGCAACACGUGGGAUCCAGUAAGUAGGAGAGUCCUCACAGGGAAGAAGGGAAGGAAAUUCCUAGGAUGCUGGGGUGAGGGUACCCCAGAAGAAUGACCAGGCAGCAGGCUUGAAGAGCAGCUACCCAGAUUACACAGUGGUGCAGCGGUCCAUGAAAAAAGCAGAGUUGACGGAUUAUCCAAGUUUUGGUGGAAAGUUUGGGAUAAAUUAGUACAAACCAUGGCAAUCAAGAGCUCCAGGAAAAACAGACAGGAAAUGCAUGAAAGGCUAUGUCAUAGCAAUAUGCCAUGUUGCUAAGCCAUGGACAGGAUAUAAUCACAAUGAUGGAAGCCCUGAAUACUUAUUGAACCAAAAACUGUGAUGCUAUAAUCAUAUACAGAGGAGAGCAGAAGGAUGGGAACAGGUAAAUCUUCACUUCAUGAAAAGAAGUCAAGAGGUAAUAUCUAAAAGAGAAAAUAAUUUUCAAUAUAGCAUGUUAUAGAGGUAAAUCAUAGGAGAAAUAUACAGAAGAGUUAAAAAUAGUUGUCUCAGUGAUGGGAGAUUCUUUUGGGAAAGAAUAAGACAGGAAAUGCAUACUGUCCUUUUUUAUUAAUUAUAAUUUUUAUAAUUAAUUUAUAAUUAUGUUUAUAAUUUUUAUAAAUGCUAGAUUAUAAUUAUUCAUAAUUUUUAUAAUUAAUUUAUCAUUGUAAGUUUUUUUAAACAAGGUACAUGAAGUUCUUUUUUGUUGGUGGUUUUUAGUUUUGGUUUUGGUUUUUAACUUUUAUUUUAGGUUCAGGGGUAUAUGUGUAGGUUUGUUAUAUAGAUAAACUCGUGUCACAGGGGUUUGUUGUACAGAUUAUUUCAUCACCCAGGUACUAAACCUAGUACUCAAUAGUUACUUUUCUGCUCCUCUCCCUCCUCCCACCCUCCACCCUCAAAUGGUCCCCAGUGUCUGUUGUUUCCCUUUGUGUCCAUAAUAAUUCUCAUUAUUUAGCUCCCACUUCUAAGUGAGAAUA
Molecule: messenger RNA, 1420 nt
Organism: Gorilla gorilla gorilla (western lowland gorilla)
Lineage: Eukaryota; Metazoa; Chordata; Mammalia; Primates; Hominidae
Product: IQ domain-containing protein F5
Exons: 4
Coding region: 148-447 (99 amino acids)
Molecular function (GO): calmodulin binding
Source: RefSeq, a predicted model, not a curated record